AUGCCUUUCAAAGUUCGAGAUAGCAGCGCCGAACGGCGGCGGCAGAAAAAGGAAUCUUCAAGGCUGGAAAGGUCAGAAAGAGAUCGCAAGGACAAAGACCGAGAUAAAGACCGAGAUAAAGAUCGUGAAAGACAUCGGUCGCACCGCAAAGUAUCUACGAAGGAGAAGACGUCCUCCAGAACCUCCCUUUCGCCUGCAGACAGUCAGAGACGGGCCUCGAUGCCUGGAAAAGUUGAAGAUGCACCACUCAAAUCCGAUUCCAAGUCUAGUCUGCCAUAUCCGUCCUUCUCCAAAGAACACAGCCGUGAAGCGGUGGGAGGGCCGGCCCGACCUAGCCUGAAUGUCUACACUCCGCCCACAACGGAUCUGAAUGGGUCUAAGGAUAGGCUGUCCUCCACAAAGCAGACUGCUACCUCCAACAAUGCUCCUCCUAGCCCGCCUCUUACCGACAAGAACUCCGGAUUUGGGAAGUGGAAGCCUAACUCUGGUAAACCAGUGUCGGUAGAGAUGAUACCAGAAGAGAAGGCUUCAAAGAGUGGCAAAGAUUCGAAGAUCGGGGCGAAACUACGGCCACACUCGUCGAGAUCUAAUGGCCAUCUACGAAGUACAUCUGAGCUAGGACCUGACGCCUCCCCGAGAAGGAAACAUCGAGAUGCAGCAGACUCUCCACUGAAAACGACAAUGACAGUGCAUGACACCGUUCCUCAGAGGUCUGUCAGCCAGCCCACCAGAAUGGAGUCACCGGCCACGGCAACGAGCAUCAGCGAAUCAGUUACAAAUGUGAGUUCGGAUGCCACGUCCAUAGCCCCCGAACAACCAAGCAUGCAACGACCAGGCUCAAAGGCACCACCAGCGGCGGCGCAAACCCCAGAUGCACAUCAAUAUGGUGCUCCUGGGGGACGGCCCCCGUCGCGUGGGACUACGCCAUUCAAGGUGCAUGUUGAAGGAGGAUCAUCGGUAUUAUCCGCGACACCAGGCUAUGGCUCGGCCACGCCAGGACCACCGCCUCCUCCACCGCCUCCUAUGCCUGCUACCGUUCCAAAGGUCGAUUAUUUGCUUCAGCACGGUGGCUUAAAUCAACCGGUCCCGAAGAAACUAUUGCUGGCUGGCAAACCCAUGGCAGUCCAACAAGCUCAAUCUAUGAAUCAACCGCCAGUUGUGGUAGCAAACCUGUUUGAACCAUAUACUGCUUUGCUUGAUGACUACGAGAAGGUCAUGUCCAAGAAUGGGUCUCUUGCUGUGGCCACAGGAUACCGAUCUGUGGCCCGUCGAUUGCUUGACAGGCUUGAGGCGGUCUUUGCGCGUGAUAUUUCCUCCGAAGCCUGCCAGUGUCCCAUGUGUGAGUACGACCACUCGCAUGAUGUACGAGGUGUGAGCUGGGGUGAGGUUCUGGAACUGGUGUCUGGACGCAAAGACCUCCCUCCAUGGCCUCCGUUUGCAUUUACACAGUCUCCGGUUGGAUUGGGAAUCUCGCUCGAACUGCAUGUGCCCAUGCAGAAGCUUGACAUUGACGUGCCUGAGGAAUACCGAGAACAUUAUAUUCGACAAUCGCGCAAGACCAAACAAAGCGUCGACAAGUGGCUGAACCGGCAAACUGACAGCCCGAGUUCUCCACCAGAAGAAGUAGAUGAUGAGACACUCACGUUCGCCAUCCUCACGCAUCUUCCUGCGGAGCAAAGACCUGUUUUCAAAGGUUUGUUGGGUAUCGUGGACCGAUCGAUAGAGCCGCCUCGCCGGGCCCCGACGCCGCAAGCACCGACACAGAAUGGUGCAGGUCUUCGAGUUCCCCAGCCGACACCAACACCAACACCUGGCCCGCGAAUUCGACCAGAGCACAUUGUCACGGCAUCUCUAGCGAUUCAACGGUUGUAUCGACUGGGUGUGGCACCGCGAGACUCGGAAACUGCAUUGUUUCUACUCAAUAACCCUACACUGCACAAUGCGCUAGCCACGCUGGCCGCCAUCUCCAACGACGAGUGGGACAUAUUGACUUCCGGUCGAUUUGACGGGUUCUUACGGAGUGGAGCCGAAGAGGUACCUAUGGUCCCUGAGGUGAAUACUCCUUCGAGAGGACCGACACCACACCGGCCUCCCACAAGAGGGACCACACCCGGACACUCUGGUGGAGCGCCAACGGGAGGGUCAGACUCCAACGGCUACCGGUCACCACAAGGAAGCCACAGCUAUGCUCCGCCACCCGCCGCAACCGCACAAUAUGGCGCUCCCAUAGCAUUCGACGAAGAAACCGAGCUUGCCACUCUGGCCGAGGUGGAACGCGACAUCUAUGCCGGGAUGGAGGCGCUCGAAGAUGCAUUCGAGGCCUUGCACAACAAAGCGGAGAUGGUCCGUCGGGCACUACGUGAACGGGCUGCUGGUCUGGCUGCGGCCGCGCAACGACGACGUGGCAAUCUGGGCGGGGGAGUUGAAGUGCGGAUGGGUACACCGGCUAGUGGGAUCUAUCCAAAUUUUGCUGACGGUGCAGGCGGGAACGGCGAGGGAGUUGGAAAGCCAUGGGAUGCAGGAACGGAUGAUGGUCUAGGCGAGUGGGACGGAUACAGUGAGAUCGAACCAGACGAUUCAGCCAGUAAUAUCUCGAGUGCCAGAAGACGGCGGCCAAAACGGAGGAAUGAGCGACGAACUCCGGCGUUGAUCGAGGAGGAAGACGAGUACGACGAUGUGAUCAGUGAAGGCACGGGCAGUCCACGAAAGCGAUGA
This is a messenger RNA of Exophiala dermatitidis NIH/UT8656, 2715 nucleotides long. RefSeq lists its product as uncharacterized. The transcript has a single exon. Bases 1 to 2715 code for a protein of 904 amino acids. Gene Ontology annotation, molecular function: DNA binding. The record is from RefSeq and is a predicted model, not a curated record. NCBI's taxonomy places the organism in Eukaryota, Fungi, Ascomycota, Eurotiomycetes, Chaetothyriales, Herpotrichiellaceae. Gene Ontology annotation, cellular component: nucleus.